Zychaea mexicana is the source of this 809-nucleotide messenger RNA. RefSeq lists its product as uncharacterized. The record is from RefSeq and is a predicted model, not a curated record. The transcript has 3 exons. Lineage: Eukaryota; Fungi; Mucoromycota; Mucoromycetes; Mucorales; Lichtheimiaceae. The coding region runs from base 1 to 645 and encodes 214 amino acids.
AUGUUUAUUUUUGUGGGGGGAGCAGCUCCGAGUCGCUUUGUUGGGCAGGGGCAGGAAGAAAAGCAGAAGCGGAGACAGGAAGAGAAGCAGGAAGAGAAGCAGAAGAGACAGGAAGAGCAGAAGCGGAAGCAGGAAGAGAAGCAGAAGAGACAGGAAGAGCAGAAGAGACAGGAGGAGAAGCAGGAAGAGAAGCAGAAGAGACAGGAAGAGCAGAAGUGGAAGCAGGAAGAGAAGCAGAAGAGACAGGAAGAGCAGAAGCGGAAGCAGGAAGAGAAGCAGAAGUGGAAGCAGGAGGAGAAGCAGAAGAGACAGGAAGAGAAGCAGAAGAGACAGGAAGAGCAGAAGCGGAAACAGGAAGAGAGGCAGAAGAGACAGGAAGAGCAGAAGCGGAAACAGGAAGAGAAGCAGAAGAGACAGGAAGAGCAGCAGGAAGAGAAGCAGGAAGAGAAGCAGAAGAGACAGGAAGAGCAGCAGGAAGAGAAGCAGAAGCCGGUUCUUGUUGUCUACCUGAAAUGUAGUAGUUAUCAUACCUCAACUUGCUGGAUCUGCCGUAGUUAUUCCAGCAUUCUUGGACGAUGUGGCGAGCUGCCCACUGGUCCUGGCAGACAGCAAAAUCAAUUCCCUGCUUCUUUGCCAGGUUCGUGAAAAGGCUGAUAGCCCAGUUGCUAUCCUUGCUUUGCAGCUUAGCAAAGUAGCAGGUCGCGCUGUUGUCAGCACGAUCCCGCAAUCUCUUCUCCAGAACGACCACAACACGCUCCCGGAUGUGCUUGAUGUCCGUCUUGGCUUUGAUCAAAGCACCACCUUCAAAC